UGGUUAAAAAUAACAUUUUAAGAAAAUAAAUUGUAAAAAAUAAUCUGGGUGUAUGACUUUGUGUCUGUGGUAACUCUUUGCCACGCCUCUUCGCCUCCUAAUAUAACCAACAUAGAGGAAAUGUUGUUUCUGUAUGAGAGAGGAUCUUCGGACUAAAAUACUGUCCAGGUGGCGAGAUCUUCCACUGAGGGACUUGACAAAUCAGAGGGGUCUAAAAAUACCCACUUUAUUCGGACCUCAAUAUGGGGGUAUUAAUAUCCCGGUUUAGGACUAAGCCAUCCACUGUAGAGGUUUUGGAAGGAAUUGAUAAGGAUAUACAGACUGGUGAGGAAUGUAGAGAACUGUAUCAAAGACAGUUGAAGCAAUGGAUAUGGAGACUACUGCUGUACUCGUCUCUUCUCUACCUGAUGGCCAGCAUAAUUGUGUAUCUCUGGUACCUCCCUGAACAGAUGAUUGGGAAGGUCAUAUUGGCCCUUCCGUAUGUGAUAUUUCCACUAUUUGUAUGCCUCCUUCGAAAGGGGCUGAUUGCUCUUUUUAACAGAAGAACGGAAAAAAACAAUGAAAAAUUGGACGAUCUCAAAUCACAAAAACGAAAAAUUCUGUUAGAGGUGAUGGAAACUGAAACCUAUAAAACUGCAAAAAUGAUUCUGGAGAGAUUUGAUCCUGACUCAAAAGCAAAGGUGCCAGUAUCCCUUCCAAAUGAAAUGCCUAUGACUCCAAAACCUCACCAGGAACUCCGUCAGCGUCAUGUCACUCCUCGUCCCCCGAUGGCGUUGACUCCUGCCGCAGCCCGUCCUCCUCGUCCCCCGGUGGCGGUGACUCCUGCCGCAGCCAGUCUUCUUCUGGCCCCAGGGGCCACCCAUGCAGGGCCACCCCUCCACUCCGCUCCUGGAGGACCCCCAGAGAGGAUCCUGUCUGAGGCUGCUCAGCAGAGCUUGAUGAAGAGGCCCAUGACCCCUGGCACACUUGUUCCAGGAGUGGGCCCUCCCCUGCCCAGACCUGUCCUCCCCAGGGAUCGCGGCGCCAUGGACAGGGUUAUUGAGUACCUUGUCGGCGAUGGCCCUCAGAAUAGAUAUGCCCUCAUAUGUCAGCAGUGUCUCACCCAUAACGGCAUGGCAUUAAAAGAGGAAUUUGAAUAUAUUGCCUUUAGAUGUGCAUAUUGUUGUUUCCUGAACCCUGCGAGAAAGGCCAGACCCCAAGCCCCCCGACUCCCUGAGAUCGGUGCCGAGACGAAGAUCCUCACCGACGCACCCGUCGCAACACCACCUGAAGCCGAUGAGAGCCCCGUUGCUGCAGUUGAGGAGAAAUGGCCUUCUCCCCUAGCUGUAGAGGAGAUCCAGGAGUUGACAGUUACUCCAACAGAGAGUGCCCCUGAAACAAAAGGGUCAGAAACCCCAGGCUGUCUGCGAACCACCCCAGAGAAGUCCGAUGGAGAACUGGAUAUGUCCGAUAUGGAGGUUCAAUAGAAUGUUGUUUCAACAUCAUUUUAGGCUGGAGCUAAUAUUCUUUUUUUUAGGUAUUUUUCUUAGUUUUUUAAAAGUAAACUUAAUAACAUCAAUGCUGUGAGUAAGAAUCGUAGAAUGACAGGCUAAGGGUUUGGUAUGAACUUAAAUAAAUAAAACAUUUUUUCCUGUCUGUUAUAGUGAUAGCAUAUAAACUGAAUCCUGAUGGUAGGGGAUAAUGGACAGGCAAUACUCUUGGGAUUUGACGCGAUGUCAAUACUUUCAUUCACUAUUCCAGCACUUCCAUCCAUGAAGCAAAGAGCAGGUCUGCUAGCUAAGCGUUUGGCAUUGAUGCACAGCUGUAGAAUGUUUAUAUAUAUAUUUUUUUUUUCUUUUCCUUUUUAGUGUUUUAAAUAUUAAGCGGAUAAGCAAUUUGCCACAUGACUAUAUUGUCUGUUUUGUGUGACGAUGUCUGUCCAUGUUGUCUACAGACAGGUAAACAUGCUAAUGCAUGCUACUAUUACUUAAUAAUAAUAAUGCAGAGGCCAAAUGUAGCUAAGCAGUUGGUUUGUAGAAUGCCGUUUUCUUCAGUUUGUUUUGCGUGAGUUAUUUGCUACAUUGUCACUAUUUUUUUGUUCAUUUUUUGUUGUUGUGAAUGUCUGGCCAUGUUUACAGAAAUGCAAAAAAAAUAUACUGUCCGGUGUUCUAUGAAAUCUGUAUAUUUAUAGUUGAUGAUAUUUAUAGAUACUACAGUAUUGGGAUACAGUGCCUUUUGAUCAGCAUUGAAUAGGUUUUGGAUACUUCAAGCACCAUGUGGCUAACAUGUUUACACAGUAAUGGUACUAUCAGGAGUGCUUGGUUACAUAUGUAUUGCUUAAAAGGAGAAAGAUGUUCUGCUCUACUCUGCAUCCGAGUGUGUUGCGCGUUUAUACUUUGAAAUAAAGAUAGUCAAUUUCAGUAAGCUGCAUGUGUUCGCUUAGCAUGAUGAAUUUUCCAGUUUCACAAUGUGACAGAAUUGUUUUGACGUUCUCCUCAGCAGCUAUACCAACUGGAGGUCGACCGAUUUAUGAUUUUUAACGCAGAUACCGAUUUAUUGGAGAACCCAAAAAAAGCUGAUACUGAUUUAAUCAGCUUUUUAAAAAUAAAUAUAUUUGUAAUAAUGACAAUUACACCAAUACUGAAUGAACAAUGAACACUUAUUUUAACUUUAUAUAAUCAAUUUAGUCUCAAAUAAUGAAACAUGUUCAAAUAAUGCAAAAACAGCAUUGGAGAAGAAAGUAAAAGUGCAAUAUGUGCCAUGCAAAAAAGCUCAUGUUUAAGUUCCUUGUUCAGAACAUAUGAAAGCUGGUGGUUUAUUAUUCCCAGUUCUUCAAUAUUCCCAGUUAAGAAGUUUUAGGUAGUAGUUAUUAUAGGAAUGAUGACUUUCUCUCUAUACCAUUUGUAUUUCAUAUACCUUUGAAUAUUGGAUGUUCUAAUAGGCACUAUAGUAUUGCCAGCCUAAUCUCAGGAGUUGAUAGGCUUGAAGUUAUAAACAGUGCAAUCCUUGAAGCACUGCUGGCAAACGCAGGAAAGUGCUGUUUGAAUGAAUGCUUACGAGCCUGCUCGAUCAAAUCACGGACUUAAUUAUAAUAAACACACAGAAAUACGCGCCUUAGGUCAUUAACAUGGUCAAAUCCUGAAACGAUCAUUUCGAAAACCAAACAUUUAUUCUUUCGGUGAAAUACAGAACAGUUCCGUAUCUAACGGGUGGCAUCCUAAAGUCUAAAUAUUGCUGUUACAUUGCACAACCUUCAAUGUUAUGUCGUCAUUAUGUAAAAUUCUGGCAAAUGAAUUAAUUUUUUUGUUAGGAAGAAAUGGUCUUCACACAGUUCGCAACGAGCCAGGCGGCCUAAACUGCUGCAUAUACCCUAACUCUGCUUGCACAGAACGUAAAAGUGACACAAUUUCCCUAGUUAAAAGAAAUUCAUGUUAGCAGGCAAUAUUAACUAAAUAUGCAGGUUUAAAAAUAUAUACUUUGAUUUUAAGGCAUUGAUUUUUGAUAUUAAGAGAGGCAUUGAUUAUUGAUUUUUGAUAUUACGAGAGGCAUUGAUUAUUGUUAGGUACACAUUGGUGCAACUGUUUUUCAACUUUUUUUGCGAAUGCGCUUGUUAAAUCAUCACCCAUUUAGCGAAGUAGGCUGUGAUUCGAUGAUAAAUUAACAGGCACCGCAUUGAUUUAUUUGCAAUGCAGGACAAGCUAGUUAAACUAGUAAUAUCAUCAACCAUGUGUAAUUAACUAGUGAUUGAUUGAGUUUAAUUCAAGCUAGCAACUUACCUUGGCUCCUUGCUGCACUUGUGUAACAAGUGGUCAGCCUGCCACGCAGUCUCCUUGUGGAGUGCAAUGUAAUGGGCAUCCAAAAAUACCGAUUAUGAAAACUUAAUAGGCCCUAAUUAGUCGGCCCGACCUCUUAAUACCAACCCUACCUCCAGCUGAUGCAGACAAUACUGCUACGGGUAUGUCUUUGCUCACUCAGUUCAAACUUCAAUGUAGAGCAAGUAUUUGACUAUAUUUGACUUAAGUCGAUCACGGUGAGCCAAAGGGAGAAUCACUUGUAAACACUGGGGAUAAAGAUCAUUUUCAUUUGAGACCAAGCAGCCUGCUUCCCCCAGCUAAAGGGUAGAAACAGGACCCCCCUCCCAGAGAAUUCAAAUGGUGUGCUGGAUGUCCCUGUUUUAUAAAUGUUCCUGUGAAAACGGCAAUCUUCUGCACUGUCCUUAAGAUCUGGCAAGGAUCCUAAUUAUGGGCAAGAACCUGGCUACAAAUGGUGUCCUCUGUCAGAUAUACUUUUCAGGAGUCAAAUCAAAGUGAAAUGUUGUGGUGAUUCUAGAUCCUACGCAGACAUUACAUCGGUAAAGCUCCCGGACCAGGAUACUACUUAUACCGUACAUAGGAUUUUAAAAGUUGAAUAGAAUGUUUUCAACAUGUGAAUACAUGUGGAGCUGGGUAUUGUUUUAAAAUGUAAUGGUUAGCAGUGUGCUCAAGUUUUGUCAAUCAUUUUAUUUAACUAGGCAAGUCGGUUAAGAACAAAUUCUUAUUUACAAUGACGGCCUACCCCGGGCAAACCCUAACCUGACGACGCUGGUCCAAUUGUGUGAUGCCCUAUGGGACUCCUAAUCACGGCCAGUUGUGAUACAGCCUGGAAUCGAACCAGGGGUGGUCGAUUUUCUAAGUAAUUCUCCACAUUGUCAUUGUUGUAUACCAGUAUUGAACAGGUUUUCCAAGCACAAUAUGGAGUUAACCACAUGUUUGCAUAGUAAAGGUACAAUGAGUGCUUACUUAUCUAUGCAUUGCUUAACACGAGAAAAAAAGAUGUACUCUGCACCCAAGUGUCUUAAAGUGCUUGUGAAAAUGCUAAUUUCAUAAUUUGAUUUUGAUUAAAGGUUCAAAACUA
Molecule: messenger RNA, 4872 nt
Organism: Oncorhynchus keta (chum salmon)
Lineage: Eukaryota; Metazoa; Chordata; Actinopteri; Salmoniformes; Salmonidae
Product: endoplasmic reticulum junction formation protein lunapark-A-like
Exons: 13
Coding region: 243-1466 (407 amino acids)
Biological process (GO): endoplasmic reticulum tubular network organization
Cellular component (GO): endoplasmic reticulum tubular network
Source: RefSeq, a predicted model, not a curated record